CACUGGCAGUCAUGUGACGGACAUAUAGUAGAACUCAGUCAGCGCUCAGUCCAGUCGCUGCAUGGCGAGUCUCAAGGGCAAAACCUGCUCCAGCGGAUAAAACACAACUGCACGCGCCUUUUGCAUUGGGAUUAUAUUUGCUGUGACUAAACAAGAGACACUGUAUCCUGGCUGCAGACCUUGGCUUGUCAAAGUGUUUCCUCCACGCUAACUUUUCCCACCCUGGAAGAGAACACCAGGUGUUUCACUAUCUCACCCGAGUGGGAGGUGUGGCCUUGGUGACCUGGGUUUGUUUGGCCGCACUUUCCCAGCAGCUCAAGGAAUACCUUACAGCUCAUCCUAAACACAGACUCUGAGUUUGGCACUAUCCAGGGAUGGUAGAUAACUCCUCAGUUCUUCCUUACAGUGACUCUCCACAGGCCUACCGGCUGUCUGACAUGGUGACAGACCUGAGCUCCUACCAGGUGAUGCCAUCACCGUUUUCGGAGGACGACCUGAGCGAGUCGUCCAGCCCUCGCUCCUGUUCCAGCCCGGACUCCCAGGUGCUCAGCUCCAGCUAUGGGAGCAACUCCAGUGCUGAGAGCCAGGACAGCAUCCUUGAUCACCUGCUGUCACAGGCCUCUUUAGGAGGUGCCAGCAGUGUUCUGCCAGGGUCUGUGGCACCCAUACCGUUAUCUACAUUUUUCUGGGACUCACGUAGAGAUGAGCCUUCCAAACGUGAGCCUACAAAGGAGGAACAUUUUGACUUCCUCACCUGGUCCAAUGUGGAGACAGAGGAACAACUUGGGGGGUCCUUCCAGCCCACAUUGGAAGAGAUCGAAGAAUUCCUGGAAGAGAAUAUGGAGGUGGUGACGAUGAAGCAGGAAAUCCGAGAGGGCUGUGCAGGGUUGGGAGUGGGACUGGAGGAAGCUCUUGGUCUAGAGGUUGGUUUGGAAUGGUGCAGGGACACCUCCCCUGAGCUUAAACCAGAGCCAGACGUCAAGUAUUCAGACCAAACUGUCCCCACCGCUGGCCUGCCUACUGCUGCCUCCAGGGAGACCAAAACUACGUCAGUUAACCCCACACAUGAAUCCAGCACAGAGGCCAAGAAGGCUCCAGCCAACAAGCCUUCAUCAGAUAGUGGCACUAACAGUAGUGAGAUGCCAGUUAUCCUACAGAUUCAGCCCCUUCAGAUCAAGCAGGAGCCCACAGUCACGCCUCUUACCCCGGUGGCCCAGCCCCCACCGCCUGCCCCAGCCUCAGACAUUAAAAUUGCACAGCUACUGGUCAACAUCCAAGGUCAGACUUUUGCCCUGGUGCCACACAUACUGCCCUCCCCCAACCUUAACGUCUCCUCCAAGUUCGUACGCAUUGCCCCUGUCCCCAUUGCAGCUAAGCCUCUUGGGCUUGGGGACAGCUCAGCCAGCCAGGGCGCAGGGAUUCUUGUUGGAGGUCAAAAGUUCCAGAAGAACCCCGUGGCAGAUCUUAUCAAAAUGCACAAAUGCACUUUUCCUGGCUGUACCAAGAUGUACACAAAGAGCAGCCACCUGAAGGCCCACCUGAGGAGGCACACGGGAGAAAAGCCUUUCGCCUGCAACUGGCAGGGCUGUGGAUGGAGGUUUUCCCGCUCUGAUGAGCUGUCUCGACACCGGCGUUCCCACUCAGGUGUCAAGCCUUACCAGUGUCCAGUGUGUGAGAAGAGGUUCGCCCGCAGUGACCAUCUGUCAAAACACAUCAAAGUCCACCGUUUUCCACGAAACAGCAGGACAGUUCGCUCAGCAAACUGACGCGUGCUCAGAUCAGAUCGGUGGGAAUGCUGGGAUCACUCUCAUACAGACAUAGGCCACGAAGCACAGUGUGAGUGUGAACGUAAAUGUUUGCACCAUCAGUUUGGUCUGUGAGUGGAAGCAUGCCUUGCUUUUUGUUUCAGCAGUCUGUGAUUGUUUUAAUUUAUUGUACACAGUUACCAUGGUGUCUGUAAUCAGCUAAAGGUUGUUGUUGCUGUUGGUGCUUCAGUAUGUUGUACUCCUUAUGUUUGUUCUGUCCUUAUCGCUGCCUCAGCAGAAGAUAAGAUAAGCUUAUUUUCAUUCAGACUGGAUUAUUAUGUGAUAGCUUUGCUGAUAGUCGUCGUGUCCAUUGUACCUGGAUCAACAACUGUCCUUUAGCUUCCUGAAAGCUGCCAAUGACUUGGACAUUCCUCACCGUAUGCAAUGUUGAGGAAGUUGGAGGAAGUUCAUUCAGAUCCUCAUUAGCUGCUACCAGAGUAAUAGUUACUCUUCCUGGGGUCCACAGAGCUUUCUCCUGUCAGGGCUUUCCCAUGGUUUUGUCCUAGAUUUUGCUGCCUUGCACCACAGUUGGUUGACAAUAUAGUUGAAGAGUACCUUUAUUAGUGAGCUUAGCACAGGCAGAGAGCUAGGAAACCUCACGAUAAACUACCCAGACUCCUCUCACAUUUGACAGCAACCCGCUGGGACACGAGGAGCUACACCAGAAAUCCAAAAGUGAAAUGCAACUUAAAGGUUAAGCACACAGUGAUUGUUAAAUCAGCCUUCUGAUCAGUGUUCAAUGAUAUUUGUUUGUUAUCUCAUGUGUAUGUACUUGCUGGCCUUUUAUUUUACAGUGGAAACAGCAUAUAGUGAUCAUGUCUCUUUGGGUCAAAUUGAUCACCAUUAUAAGGGAACUUUUUUGCUUUUUCUUUCUUUCUCAUGCAGAUUACCAUUUAAUUGACAUAAGUAUAUUUAUUACAUGAAUAUUAAUUCAUAACUUGCCAAAUCUUCUGCCCACACUGCAAAAACGGUGUGUCUAAAAACAAGAUAAAAACACUAAAUCUGAGGGAAAUGAUCUUGCUGCAUAGGCAGAUAAUUUCACUUGACAAGAUUUCUGUAAACAUUUUUUCGUUUUGUUUAUUUCGGUCAGUACAUGUCAUUAAAAGAGAAGUAACAAACCAGAAAAAAAAACAUUGAUCAAAGGAAACAAUAAGUAAACAGAGAAAGAAAACUGGUAAUAGACAUUUGGACCGAAAAGGCUGAAGCAUAGCUUAUUACGCCUACCCUGUUACAAAAAUGUACAAUCUGUUAUUUAUUAAUAAAAUAAAUAAGCAGUCACAACAGAGAGAAAAGAGAGAAGCUGCUUGAUUUUUUUUCCCUUUCUUCUUCCUUUCCUUUCCCUUCCUUCCCCCUUCCCUUAAACAUGUUGUACGCUUAAAAUAAGAAAUGAACUCUUAAAGCAAGAUAAAUUAAAGCUGCAAG
Molecule: messenger RNA, 3227 nt
Organism: Centropristis striata (black sea bass)
Lineage: Eukaryota; Metazoa; Chordata; Actinopteri; Perciformes; Serranidae
Gene: klf15
Product: Kruppel like factor 15
Exons: 3
Coding region: 375-1766 (463 amino acids)
Biological process (GO): regulation of transcription by RNA polymerase II
Molecular function (GO): DNA-binding transcription factor activity, RNA polymerase II-specific; RNA polymerase II cis-regulatory region sequence-specific DNA binding
Source: RefSeq, a predicted model, not a curated record